Messenger RNA from Schistocerca cancellata (South American locust), 1579 nucleotides. RefSeq names its product facilitated trehalose transporter Tret1-like. The record is from RefSeq and is a predicted model, not a curated record. The transcript is spliced from 5 exons. Gene Ontology annotation, molecular function: sugar transmembrane transporter activity. NCBI's taxonomy places the organism in Eukaryota, Metazoa, Arthropoda, Insecta, Orthoptera, Acrididae. The coding region runs from base 1 to 1263 and encodes 420 amino acids. Gene Ontology annotation, cellular component: membrane. Gene Ontology annotation, biological process: carbohydrate transport; transmembrane transport.
AUGGCGUGGUCGUCGCCGGCGCUUCCGCUGCUGCCGGGUCUGGGCAGCGCGCAGGCCUCGUGGGUGGGGUCUCUGCCGUCGCUGGGGGCGGCGCUGGGCCCCUGGCUGGGCGGCUGGGCGGCGGACCGCGCGGGCCGCCGCACCGCGGCGCUGCUGUCGGCGCUGCCGCUCGCCGCCUCGUGGGUGGCGCUGCUCUUCGUCCGCCAGCAGCCGCUCUGGCUGUGCGCCGUGCGAUUCUUCUCCGGCAUCGGCGUCGGGCUCGUCUACGCCGUGCUGCCCAUCUACUCCGCGGAGAUCGCACAGGCAGACGUUAGAGGGGCCUUAGGUUCACUGAUGCAGACGUCGAUAACGGUGGGCUUCAUGAUCGACUACUGCGCCGGGCCGUUCGUGUCGUACACGACGCUGGCAGCCAUCGGGCUGGCGACGCCCCUCUUGUUCGUGGCGUGCUUCGUCUGGAUGCCGGAGUCGCCCUACUACCUGCUGGCUGUCGGCGAGGAAGCCGCGGCGGAGAGAGCGCUGCGCUGGUUACGCGACGUCAACCAAGACGUCAUCUUCGAGCUCCGUGAGAUAAAGAAAGCCGUGGAAGAGUCUCGGCUGUCGGAGAGCUCGCUGCUGGCUGUGUUCCGGACACGGCGGUCGCGCCGCGCGCUGGCCAUCUCGCUGGGCGUGGUGUGCGCCGAGCAGCUGGCGGGCAUCAAUGCGGUGCUCUUCUACACGCAGAGCAUCUUCGACGCCGCGGGUGGUGAUGUGGACAGCCGGGUGGCGCCCAUCAUCGUCAGCGGCGUCAUGCUGCUCGUGUCGUGCCUCGUGCCCUUCCUGGUGGACCGCCUCGGCCGCAAGUUCCUGCUCAUCUUCUCCUCCACGGGCAUGUCUCUCGCCCUGGCAGUUUUUGGGGCUUUCUUCUACCUCAGCGAAGCGGGCCACAACACGGAGGACAUCGGCUGGCUUCCGCUGACUGCCCUUGUUUUUUACAUCUUCGUCUAUACUCCAGGCUACGGAGGACUGCCUUUCACCGUAGCGGGUGAAGUGUUCGCUCCGAAUUUGAAGGCCGUCGCAAUGCCGAUGGCUGCCUUCGUGUCAUGGUUCAUGUCCUUCCUGGUCACCAGAUUUUUCGGAGACAUCACAGAUGCCCUUGGAAACUACGGAGCGUUCUUCGUGUUCUCGUUAUGCGCUCUGCUCGCAUCACUCUACGUUUAUUUCUUUGUUCCAGAAACAAAUGGGAAGACGUUAGAAGAAAUACAGAUAAUGCUCGAGAAUGGAUAGCACAUCAUCAUAAUCACUUUAUCCUUUGCAUUAGAGCAAUCUUUUAUAAUUUCACUUAAGGCUCAGAUUCGCAGCGGCGUGUGUUGAACUGAGAGCAAGAGAUGUUAAUAUAAUAGCAACUCCUGUAUGCAGACACAAGGAAUGUAAAUCUGUAUUUUCAGGUUUCCGAUCUUUCUUGAACAGCUGUAUAAAUAUUUCCGUAAUGGCUAUGUACCCUCAGUGUCAGACAGCAUCGGUAAUUAACUUUACCUCCGAUCAAACAUCUUAAAUCCAAACAGUUCCUACGCGAAUAUUAACGAUCUGGACUUAACGUAAU